GAGUUUCCGCAGUGACGGCGUCACUCUGGUUCAGCGUCUCAGACCUUGUGGUGCCCUUAAACUUGAAGUCCUAACAACUGUACCGUCAUGGCAUCUCAAGUGCCAGGGCUUUCAGCUCUUUCCAAAUCGGGGUUAAUACCGGGUUUCAAGGUUUCUAAAGAUCAGCUGACCACCAUCGUUCCUGUUGCAGUGGCUGCGGCUCUGAGCACCUACCUGCUGACGCGCUACUUCAGUUCACAGAGCAGUCCCAAGAGCAGAGUCAACAUGUCAAUCAACAAAGACAGCCCGAAAGUAGUGCACAGUUUUGACAUGGAGGACAUUGGCAACAAGGCCGUCUACUGCCGCUGCUGGAGGUCCAAGAAGUUUCCCUACUGCGACGGCAUGCACACCAAACACAAUGAGGAAACGGGUGAUAAUGUUGGACCGCUGAUCAUUAAGAAGAAAAACCCUUAAAUAUUCUGUGUGUGUGUGUGAGGAUUUCAUGUCACAAUUACUGUAAUUCUCAAUGUUAAUGCAUCUCAUUCACAUGAGAACUUCCUGUAGCACUGCAGACAUGCAUCAGCAAACAUACUGUAAACUUGUGUGGUUUUACACUUGGUCUUCCUCUCCACCUCUAACACAACCCAUAUAAUUUAAAUGUGCUUGUACUCGAAUAUAACUUUGCACUACAGCGCAGAUGAAUGUGGCUGAGAGGUGGAUGAGAGGGUCAGAACUAUUAUGCACAGUUUAAUGAACUUUUCAGUGAUUAUGACUUGAACAUGUAGUUUAUACCAUUCUCUGUUCCAUUUUCAAGACCGCAUGUAAGUAUAUUUUCCAUCAUGAUCUGUAAGAAGGCCAUGUGAAUUUUGCUGUAUGAUGAAGAUGUGCAUUUUGAAUAAACGUGAUUUGAAAUGGU
Messenger RNA from Megalobrama amblycephala (Wuchang bream), 895 nucleotides. RefSeq lists its product as uncharacterized. Bases 88 to 453 code for a protein of 121 amino acids. The record is from RefSeq and is a predicted model, not a curated record. Gene Ontology annotation, molecular function: 2 iron, 2 sulfur cluster binding. Gene Ontology annotation, biological process: regulation of autophagy. The transcript is spliced from 3 exons. Gene Ontology annotation, cellular component: mitochondrial outer membrane; intracellular membrane-bounded organelle. Lineage: Eukaryota; Metazoa; Chordata; Actinopteri; Cypriniformes; Xenocyprididae.